Messenger RNA from Suillus paluster, 672 nucleotides. RefSeq lists its product as uncharacterized. The record is from RefSeq and is a predicted model, not a curated record. The transcript is spliced from 2 exons. Lineage: Eukaryota; Fungi; Basidiomycota; Agaricomycetes; Boletales; Suillaceae. The coding region runs from base 105 to 653 and encodes 182 amino acids.
CCGUUUGCUGCUUCGCAGACUCCGAAACAGCUACUUAGCUACCGCGGCAUAAUCCUGCGGUGAUACCAGUAGUUCCCGCUAUAAUCGUCACCUCUGUGUCUUCAAUGCAUCCGCCGACAUCUGCUAUACCUGACUUUUACUAUGCGUUGUUCGCGUUCUACGAACCCGCAUUGACGAUUUUUGGGUUCAUAGGAGCAGUGCACGACCCGAUAACAACGCACAAUACGCAAGCGCCAUGGCCAAUGGAUAUUUCACCACCUACUAGCCUUCCAAAGGCAUCCAUCGUAACUGUGAUCCAACUAGCUCACGUUUGCGCGCUCAUGGGAGUCGUUAACUGUUUUGUGUUAACGGCGAUCAGGAAGCAUCUCUCAAAGCAUCUUGCUACACAAGAGAAGAUCGUUGGGGCCCUCAUGACCCCCCUUCUCAUGGGGGAUUGCAUGCACCUCUUCGUUACGCUGUGGGCUCUCGGCGAUGAGAGAUGGGAUGUUUCACAGUGGAGUCCGAUGCUUUGGACAACCAUUAUCCUUGGAUUUAGUCUCAUGAUACCCCGGAUCAUGUGGCAUCUUGGAAUUUGGAGAUAUGUUGAUACUCGUGAUGCACAAAAAGUUGAUGUUACAACGACACACAAGGAGGCUACAAGCGAGAAAACAUAGUGGGAAGGGAAUUUGAAGG